Messenger RNA from Solenopsis invicta (red fire ant), 446 nucleotides. RefSeq names its product DNA-directed RNA polymerases I, II, and III subunit RPABC4 (gene Rpb12). The transcript has 3 exons. NCBI's taxonomy places the organism in Eukaryota, Metazoa, Arthropoda, Insecta, Hymenoptera, Formicidae. The record is from RefSeq and is a predicted model, not a curated record. Gene Ontology annotation, cellular component: RNA polymerase I complex; RNA polymerase III complex; RNA polymerase II, core complex. The coding region runs from base 154 to 327 and encodes 57 amino acids. Gene Ontology annotation, molecular function: zinc ion binding; DNA-directed RNA polymerase activity; DNA binding. Gene Ontology annotation, biological process: DNA-templated transcription.
AAUACUAUUCGAGAACAUUCGAGAGAAUCGAUCUAUUCUAAUCAUAUUUGGUUUGUUAUCAUGUUGUCAACGGUUCUUUUUAUUCCACGAUAACGAAGAUUUACCGUAACCGUAAAAUUAAUUAUUAACUUAUUACGUCGCAACAGUGUUAAAAUGGAGUCCAGCAAAUCAGACUCUACUCCGAAACAAGCUAUGGUCUAUAUUUGCGGAGAAUGUCAUCAUGAUAACGAGAUUCGCCCUAGAGAUCCAAUUCGGUGCAGGGAAUGUGGAUACAGAAUCAUGUACAAGAAGCGCACGAAGAGACUCGUUGUGUUUGAUGCACGAUAAGCACGAGUGAAGAAUAAUGGGAGUAACGUUAAUUUUCCUUAGAUUUGCUAGAAUACUUAUUGUGUAUAUUAAGGUCAUUUAAUUUUUAAUAAAAUAAUACUCGGUAUUUUUACCGGAAA